GCCUACGACGGCGGAGCCCAGGAUCGUGAGAAUCACGGGUAUCCGAAUCGCCCAGACGCGUGGAGGGAAAAGGUCAUGAAGAGGAUGGCCAGGGUCGACAAAAGGCUAGUAAGCGUCAAUAAAUCUCCUAGGUUCAAUGGCAUGGGCGGUGUUGUCUCUGCGUACCAUCAACAGCGUCCAUGCUGUGUAGUAAAGGAAGAUCGCAGUUGCGACCAAAAGCAUGACGGACCCAACAAGUGGACCGAGCUGUCGAGGAAUCCCCGGUCAGCUUUCUCGACGUGA
Rasamsonia emersonii CBS 393.64 is the source of this 282-nucleotide messenger RNA. RefSeq lists its product as uncharacterized. The record is from RefSeq and is a predicted model, not a curated record. Lineage: Eukaryota; Fungi; Ascomycota; Eurotiomycetes; Eurotiales; Trichocomaceae. The transcript has a single exon. The annotation marks the transcript as partial.